Molecule: messenger RNA, 474 nt
Organism: Naegleria lovaniensis
Lineage: Eukaryota; Heterolobosea; Eutetramitea; Acrasida; Naegleriidae
Exons: 3
Coding region: 1-474 (157 amino acids)
Biological process (GO): translational elongation
Cellular component (GO): cytoplasm; nucleus
Molecular function (GO): translation elongation factor activity
Source: RefSeq, a predicted model, not a curated record
AUGGACAUCAACGAAUUCAAGAGAAAGUACUCCAACGAAAGCGACACCAAGGCUGUCUGUGAUUGGAUGUUUGAAAAGAUUUCUUCUGCUCCAGAAGCUUGGUCUUUCUGGCAAGCUGACUACAAGUACAAUGAUGAAUUGAGCGGCCCAGCAUGGAUGCAAGCCAACUUGGUUGAAGGUUACUUCCGUAACUUGGAAGCUUUGCACAAGAAUUGCUUUGCUUCUGCUUUGGUUCUUGCCAAGGACUCUGCUCAAAGAAUCUCCAUGAUAUGGUUGGUCCCAACUCAAACCUACCCAGCUGAAUUCAACAGCCCAGAGAUUGCUGGAUCAAAGAUCUGUGAAGGAUUUGAUUUGGUCAAGUUGGACCCAACCAACGAGGCUGACAAGCAAAAGAUUAUCGAUUACUUUGUGUGGAAUGAAACUCCAGGCACUUUUGACGGAUUCUCCUAUGCCUCUGGUAAGAUUUUCAAAUAA